Molecule: messenger RNA, 3319 nt
Organism: Vitrella brassicaformis
Lineage: Eukaryota; Vitrellaceae
Source: the annotation of a GenBank genome assembly
GCCCGCCAUGACGCAAGUGAUAAACGCAUAAACGCACGUCACAUCAAUGCGAUUCGUCCGAUCGUCAUAUCACCAAACACCCAGCGACACAUACGAGUUGCCUACAGCCUGGGUCUACACAUCAGUCUUGUCUCCGCUACUGGAUGGCUACUCACUCUGCGCACCUACUGCGACACCAACCGGGGUUUAGAUACCACAGCACCGCCCCGCAGCAGCAUCCAACCCGAACACGCGACGCUCAACACUGCCAUGACGACCAGCACACCCGAAGAGCACUCCACCAGCCAAGAGAAGGCCUGCAUGAACCAGUAGACCGACUCGGGGGCAAAUCCCUCGCCCAGCAACCACCACACCUUGCCCUCAGACAGCACUCUUGCCGGCAGGGAAGCGGGCAGAGAUGCCAGGGAAGCAUCCAGCUGGUGCAAAGCCGUCACGAGCGGACCGGCGUAUCUCUCUAUCCACAGGAGUCGCGUCACAGAGCCAGCAGCCAUGAGGGUCACGGUUCGAGAGAGCCCCCUCAUCGGGCCGAUGACCGUCGCAUAGGUGGGCAAGAGGAACCACUCGAUCGCCCGCAGCAUCUGUUCCACCAUCACGCGAUGCCCCACCUGGCCGAGCAGGAAUCCGCUGCUCACAGCCGUCACCAGAAACCCUCUCCACUGGUCGAAUAAGAGGCAGGGGAUGACCAGAAGCAGCAUGAACUCGGUCAGCACUCGCCGGACGCCCGAGUGUGGCUUUCGAAGUGGUUUGAGGUGGGCCGGGUGGGGCGCGGGUGAGAGGCUGCGUGGCGUGGUGGGGUGGGGGGGCGGGGGCGAAUCGGAGUCGCAAGAGAGACUGGGGGACUGGUACAACAGCAGGUCGCAGCAGUCCUGGGAGUAUCCGUCCACGAGGUUGUUCAGGAAGUACCUGACGACGUAAGGAGCACACAGACGAUAUCCUCAGGCAGGCUCUGUCCGUCUUGCCCGUCCCACCUGUGUAUGGCGUUUUUGCCGUCCUGCAGCAGCCCAGCCGUCGUGCGCUUCCCCAGCCGCGUAAAGUCGGUCUUGAGGGCGGGCGUGCCGGCAUACAGGGCACUGAGGGCAUCCGCAUUGUCGGCCCACGCAUCGCGGAACAGCUGCUCGAAAUCCUCAUUCGCCAGCGGCGCAAACGGGUCGUCAGACGCCUGCACACAUGGCAUUACGCCAGACAUUGAGCCAUGUCUGAGUGGCUGAGUGGCUGUCUCUCUGUGGCUGACUUACAUGGGUGCCGUCGUCAGUGUAUCCGAUGCAGAGUCGCUUGAGCUGCUGCCGCAGCGAGCGGCGUGCCAGGAGUGACUGCACCACGUUGGUGCGGUCGAGACAGUCGACACAGUUGGUGCGACACACGCCCGACUGCUUGAGCAACACCUGACCAGCCAGCGCCAUGUCCUGCACACACACAGAGAGCAUGUGGCCACGCCACGCAUGCGUCAAUGGCAGCGGUGUGUGUGUGUGUGUGUGUGCGUGCGUACCUUCGUGUGUGGGGGUCUGUCUGUGAGCAGGGUGUCGCUCCUGCCGCCCUCAAUCGGCCCAUUCUGCUGCGGCUCUUGGUGCUCGGGAGCUGGUGGCGGUGGUGGGUUGGUCGACGGGACGUCGUGCAGUUCUAUGAGCGUGUAUGCCUGGUGGUCGAGGUCGUCCUGGAUCUGUCCCAUGAGCUUGGACAGGUUGUGCCACUGCAUCUUGCGACACUCCUUGUGGAAAUCAAACCUGCACGAAGGAAUGGAUUGAUGGACAUCUUCAGCAUUUCCACCGUGGUGUGUGUGUGUGUAUCGACCAGAUGUAGUGGAGGUUUGGGCUCUCCGUCUCCUCCACCACACGAGUGAACGCGUCCCCAAGACGCUGAGCCAAUACACAGAAGAGAAACAACGCUGUUCUGUUUGGUCUCUGUGUGCCGAGCUUUGCUAAUGCGUUGUGUACCUUUUGCCAGCUCUUCAUGUCGACUAGAUUUAUCAGCAGAUUCCGUCCAUACAACCUGAUGACACACACACAUUUGCGCGGGCACUCUGCCUCCCUGCCAGCCCUCUCGUCGCCCAGUCCACUCACUUGACACAUUCCUCCAGGUGCCGGGUGCCUGCGGCGAAAUUCGCGCUGAAGUCACCGCAUAUCUUGGCCUUCGGGGCCCACCUGACACACACACACACACAAACAUCAGCUAGCACACCAAGGACGGAACAGAUAGAUCGGAUCAUUAUGGUGGCGGAGCGAGCAGCUGACUUGAGGUUUGGCGGUUGUUUCCACACGAGCGGGAUAGAGCCUCUCGUCUGCACAUGGCUGCAGAUGCGGUAGCGGCCCCCCUGGUGGCAUAUCAACAGCUGCUCCGUCUCAACGAAGUUGGACGCAUAACCUGCCAACACACACAACGCAGACAAGGCAUCUCAUCUUUCUAUUCGGUAGUUCGAUGCCAUGUCUUUAUGACCGUUUUGGUUGACGCCUCGGCGGUGGAAUCGCACGCCAGCCCUGCGGCAGUCGCGCCUCGAGAUGAGCACCAGCUUCAUGUUACGGCCCAUGCCAGGCACCUCAUGCAUCAACACACACCUGCACCUCGCACCAGACGCCACGCAAUGCAAUGCACACAGCGAUUUGGCAUCCGACCCAUCCCAUCCCAUCCCCCAGUGACUCACCCGUUGAUGACCAUGGUGGUCCAGUUGGGUGCAUGUGCGGUGAUGGGGCCCUCGAGCAUGCGCCGAUUCCACACGAACCGUGGGUCACACUUGAGCACACGGGGAGUCUCGUAGUGGAAGUCGCUCCACCCAUCGCCAGCACCACGCAACUGCCGGGCCGUCCGCGUCAGGUCCCACCUGCAUUCAUUCACACAUCGAAUGCAAUGCAUGCAUACACAUGAACAAGGGCGCUCAGACAUGCGUGUCUGUCCUGUGGCCUACCCCUGUGAGAAAUAGAAUCCGCCCUUGUGCAGGAGUUCGGCGACCAUGUCCUUUGCCAGUUUGCUCUCGGCAUCCUCCUCCCCAUCGCCUCCAUCAUCGAUGCGAAGGAACUCACACCGCCGUAUCUCGAAGACAGGCCGCUUCACGAUGUCACCAGUGUAGAGACACUCGGUGACAACCACCAGAUAACGCACUGCACCGAAGGUGAGGGUGCCGAGGCAUGCCCAGGCUGACAAGGCCGACAAGGGCGGGGAGGGCUGCGGCGGCGGCAGCAGCUCCAUGCGGACAGUGCCGUCGUGUGUGAGCAGAUGCAGAGAAGCCUGGUCAGGUGCACGGCGGACCACCACUCUGUCAUCGUGGAUCUCAACGGAGAAGAAAGGAUGGAAGAUCAGCCUUGCGUCAGUCAUUGCACAUGCGCAUCCG